Bursaphelenchus xylophilus (pine wood nematode) is the source of this 2009-nucleotide messenger RNA. The record is from the annotation of a GenBank genome assembly. NCBI's taxonomy places the organism in Eukaryota, Metazoa, Nematoda, Chromadorea, Rhabditida, Aphelenchoididae.
AUGGAAAUAUGGACAGGAUCUUUGACUGAAAUCCUCUUAAGCCUCGCUUACGUAACUUUUAAUAUUGUAAUCUUUUAUUGAACAGUUAAUGUCUCUAAACGUUUUGAAUGGUUAAGUAUCGACGAAUGAAAAACAUGGAUUCAGAAGAACCACGUGCUCCCUCUCGAUUGAGUAUUGUGAGCAGAAGUAAGUAGAAAAACACCGUGAGAGUAAAAGAUCAAAGCGAUCAGAGAGACGAUCCGAUUAUCUCGGAUCAAGUCUCGGAUUACCGAGUUCACACAGGCAAAAUCUCAAUUGCAGACUCAUCCAACGCCGAUUGUCAUUCUCAAUUCAGCGAAGAAGAGUUUCAACGGGAUCUCCACAAAAAGUAAGAGAAUAAUAUCUCUCUUCCGAUUAUGGAACUUGGAUGGUAUAGUCAAGUACAACAUAAAAAUUGUUGAUUAUAUUGUAAUUAGUGCAGGUAGACUAAGUUUUCAGCCUGCCCGGUUAAUUAGUUUUCAUUUUCUGUCAAUGUCAACCAGUGGAGGAGGCUGUUGUUGUGGGGAAUGUCACUUUCGCGGGUGUGAUUAUUUCCUCUCCAUGUGACAAAUGAUGACAUAUUUAUAGACCGAACGUUGUGGGUCCCGGUGGAGUACCAUUGCCCCGCCAAGCCGAGCUAAACGCCAUGUUGGAUGGGGAUCAGAUUACUGUAAUGUGCUUUACUUGGAACAUAGCAGCAAAGGUAAGAGGAGACUGCAAAGAUUACGGUAAUUGAUCGUAGCCAGUAAGUGGUCUUAAUAGUCUCAGUGAAUUAUUCGCAAAAGUGCCUCACGAUGAACGCCAGGAUGUGAUUGCCAUAGCUCUACAGGAACUUCCGACAUCAACAAUGUAAGAAAAAAAUAAUAAUCGCCAAUUUUGCGAAGCAUACAGUAACUCUUGAUAUCCAUUUCAGAAGAUUCCAUAAUGAUAUGGUAGCGAUUGUGCAAAAAGCUUUGGACGAUACCCACCGAGUCUACUGCUGGGUCAGAAAAUGGUCUCAGAUGGUUUUAAUAUUCAUUCGGAAGAAACUCAGUCUCUACGCUUCUUGUAAGUAUAUCACACUAUCUAAUACAUAUCGCAUAUAUAUCGUAUCUCAUCAUAUUCCGUAGUAGUAACAUGACGUUUUAGAUCCGGAAUAUCAAUUUGUGGCCACGAAAACGCUGGCCUCCCCUUUUAGGACCAAAGGUGCCAUUGGCGUUUGCUUCCGUUUACUUCAGACGACUUGCGUGUUCAUUGCCUGUCAUUUAACUCGUAAGUUUCACUCGGUAACAUCAUGAUUACACUGUAGAUGGAAAAGUGAAGAAACGAAUCUCCGACUACGCGAAACUGUCCAAACUCUUCGAUUUCCGAAUGUUAAAAACAUCCAGUGAAGUGCCAGAUACACCCAUGAAACAGGCCGAUUUCCUCUUUUGGUUCGGCGAUCUCAACUUUCGAAUUCAAAGAAAGGAUGCGGCAGAGAUUAUAAAGAGCGAAUUGGAGGAGAAACUGUUCAAGGAGAAGAUAAACUUCGACUUUUUGUUGCAUCACGAUGAGCUUACAGUUGAGAAAACAAAAGGUAAAGAAAAAUAACAGGAAUAAUGCAAACAAUUUCAGGUCUGAUAUUCCAUGGAUUCAGAGAAGGGAUCAUAACAUUCCCACCCACACACAAAUUCUAUCGAAACACCAAUCAGUUCGUCUCAAAUCGGAUACCUUCAUAUACGGUAACAAGAUGCGUUAAUUCUAUAUAAAAUAGAGACACGUUUCUCGGCAUCGUUUUGUUACACUAGACCUCAUUCCAGGAUCGAGUAUUAUAUUGGUCUCGAGAUCCGUCCGCCAUUUACCCCAUCCGAUAUGAUUGUGUCUGGGCUCUUACUGUAUCCGACCAUAAGCCAGUUUACUGUACUUUUAAGAUGAGAGUCCUCCGAAAAAGAAACGACGCCUCAGGGUCUGUAUAUACAAACUUGACCUCAAGCAACUCUGCAACUAGUCCCAGUGCCAAAUCGUGUUAUUAA